Seminavis robusta is the source of this 387-nucleotide messenger RNA. Lineage: Eukaryota; Bacillariophyta; Bacillariophyceae; Naviculales; Naviculaceae. The record is from the annotation of a GenBank genome assembly.
AUGCAGAUAACACCAACUACCAUUAUCAGAACAGCUUCCAACUACCAAGGUCUUACAGCUGGCGCGGUCAACCAUGAGACUUAUCGAUACAAGCGGACAUUUUGUGGCUGCUUUGGUGUCUGUCCUGAGCUGGCAGCGGAACUGUGGAACAUGCUGGAUGAUGCUGAUCCAAUGAGCGAUAUCAGAUGGGUAACCUACUUUCUGGCCACACUCAUGUUCCUGAGAACUUACACUGUCACCGCUGUACUGGCCAUGAUCUUCAUGAAGGAUGAGAAGGCAAUUCGCCACUGGGUAGACCACCACAAAUACAGAGACCUCACCACGUACAUGCUACACCCCACCAUCACUGCUGCUCCAAAUCAGAUGGGUGAACAGACUGAUGAAUGA